This is a messenger RNA of Nerophis lumbriciformis (worm pipefish), 1437 nucleotides long. The record is from RefSeq and is a predicted model, not a curated record. NCBI's taxonomy places the organism in Eukaryota, Metazoa, Chordata, Actinopteri, Syngnathiformes, Syngnathidae.
AUGGCGAGAAAAACAGUUAGCAGGAAAAGAAAGGCAGGGGAGCCCAAGGACCAACAACAGCUGGGCUGGUGUCAGGCACCGUACAAGCGGAGCAGAGUCUCUUAUUCUUCACGUCAUGUGCAGUGGUGGCACAGUCGCCACUCGGUCGUCUGCGCCCUCCGGGGCCGAGAGUUCAGACCUCAGCAACAGCAUGAAUUGCAGCUCCAGCGGAGCCUUCGUGGAUUUGCCGCAGGCAGGCUCCCUGGCAUUCUGAAAGAGAGGGAGUUCUCUCUUGGGCGUCUAAACAAAGUAUUUGCCUCACAGUGGCUCAACCAACAGCAGGUUGUAUGCGGGACCAAAUGCAACACGCUUUUUGUAACUAAUGUCAUGACGGGGCAAAUCACUCGGAUUCCCAUGCUCAAAGACAGGGAGUGUCAUGGUGGAGGCUCUGUGAUAGGAGCGGUGCAGAAUUAUAACACAACCACAAGCUCUCAUUCCCGGCUUGACCAGCAGGGAUGCGGGAUCCAUGCUAUUGAAAUAAACACUUCAAGAACCCUCUUAGCUACUGGAGGAGACAACCCCAACAGCCUCGCCAUUUACAAGCUGCCUACGCUGGACCCCGUUUGUGUUGGAGAUGAUGGCCACAAUGACUGGAUCUUCUCAAUAGCAUGGAUCAGUGACAGGAUGGCAGUGUCUGGUUCACGAGAUGGCUCCAUGGGUCUUUGGGAGGUAACAGAGGAAGUAAUGAAUCAAGCACAGCACAGUCAGAAUGAAACAGCCAUGCCCUCCUAUGCCCACAUAUCCCACCGAGCCCUCAAAGACAUCCCAAAGGAGAACACUCACCCAUACAUCUGUAAAGUUCGGGCUUUGGCCUUUAACAACAAUCACAAAGAGCUUGGUGCUGUAUCUUUAGAUGGCUACUUCCAUCUUUGGAAAGCUGAGCACACUUUGUGCAAGCUUCUGUCUACAAAGCUGCCUCACUGCAAAGAGAAUGUGUGUCUGGCAUACGGGCAGGACUGGUCAGUAUACGCUGCCGGAUCUCAAGCCCAUGUGUCUUUUUUGGAUCCUCGUCAGCCGAUACACAGCAUAAAAUCAGUGAAUUCCAGAGAGAGGGGAAGUGGGAUUCGUUCAGUCAGUUUUUAUGAGCACAUCGUGACAGUGGGCACUGGUCAAGGGUCACUUCUCUUCUACGACAUCCGCGCUCAGAGAUUUCUCGAGAACCCUUUGAUAACAACUGGAGGGUACCGGAAGUGCUCGGGAGAGGGCAUUCUCAAGCUCACAACAGGGAAAGGCUGGCUGAAUCAUGAUGAGACAUGGAGGAGUUAUUUCUCAGACCUUCACUCUUUUCCAAAUGCCGUAUACACGCACUGCUAUGACGACUCCGGCACUAAACUGUUUGUAGCCGGCGGACCACUCUGUUCUGGCCUUCACGGGAACUACGCAGGAUUGUGGAGCUAG